GAGGUGUGGCACAGGGCCAUCGACCUCAUACUAGCGCAGGAGGCUGAAAAGGCCGAUGCAUUGUUGCUGCGGGUCAUCUCGCACAUGUACACGCACAGCGAGCGCUUCAAGACGAUUGAUGAAGAUGAAGGUCCUGCUUGGCAAAUCAUCCGCGGAAUCAGGGAUGCCAUCCGGGACAGACCGAUGCACAGUACAACGCUCAAGGUCCGCGCAGAGCCGUCUUCUCGCAGCGGCGUGACCUCCGAGGUGAGCGCUGACCGCCCUGUGCCGCCUGAGACAGAAGCUGCUACGGAACAAGUGGCGACGGACCGGCUGAACACCAUUACCAUGGAGGAGACUGCACAGAUUCAACGAGUACGCCCCGAUGACCCAGUUGAUGCACCCGACGGAACGGAGACGCUGAAGGUGUCAGAUGUUCACCAUGUGAAGCUCACUCUCGACAACCUGCUCGACUAUGCGAG
Molecule: messenger RNA, 461 nt
Organism: Symbiodinium sp. CCMP2456
Lineage: Eukaryota; Dinophyceae; Suessiales; Symbiodiniaceae
Source: the annotation of a GenBank genome assembly